Messenger RNA from Racocetra fulgida, 318 nucleotides. Lineage: Eukaryota; Fungi; Glomeromycota; Glomeromycetes; Diversisporales; Gigasporaceae. The record is from the annotation of a GenBank genome assembly.
AUGGAUGCGGAUAUACUGCGCCAAAUAGAGCUUCAAAUAGAAAUUCUCGUUGCACAUCUUCAAAAUCCAUUAACUUUCUCUCGUAUUAUUCAACUCGACAUAAAUGCGUAUGUUCGAAGUAGACGAACCUUACGACAAAAAAUUAAUAUAAAACAAACUACCGGUUACAACUUAUUUAAAAAGCAAGCAACUGAAGAAGCUCACUUGAUAAACAUUACAGAUGGAAGAGUUAUUGGUAUGUCUACCAAUAUAGUGUGGAGAAACAAAUUUGAUCUAUUAUCGGAAAUUAAUACACCUUUUCAUUGGCAAAAUCGUUGA